Messenger RNA from Thecamonas trahens ATCC 50062, 2244 nucleotides. RefSeq lists its product as uncharacterized. Bases 1 to 2229 code for a protein of 742 amino acids. Gene Ontology annotation, molecular function: microtubule binding. NCBI's taxonomy places the organism in Eukaryota, Apusomonadida, Apusomonadidae. The transcript is spliced from 3 exons. Gene Ontology annotation, biological process: regulation of mitotic cytokinesis; intracellular signal transduction. The record is from RefSeq and is a predicted model, not a curated record.
AUGUCUCGGGCGUACGCAACAGCCGGACUGGCCAAGGAGCUCAAGACACUGAGCAAGCGUCAACUGCGUGGGCUGCUGGGCUUCUCCAUCUGGUCGUUCUCCGGCACACUCGCGUGGUGCUUCAAGAGCAAGAUGUUCACCUCGCCGCCGCCGGCCUGUGUCCGGUUGAUGGUCCAUGCCAAUGGCCGCCCGGGCCCGGCGGUGCCACUGGCGGCGCCUACCCUGGGCAACUUGCUUGAUGACGCAACCCGGAAGCUCGGUCUACCGUCGGCUGCGCGCAAGCUGUACGACGCCCAGGGCCGUGAAAUCACCAAGCUCGACGAGGUGCGAACCGGCGCAGACGUGUACGCGUCGUGCGGCGAGAUGUUUGUCGAUCCCAAGGCGCCGCCCGAGUCGCCCAUGCAGCGGAUGUCGCGGCUCAAGCUCCCGCCCAUCUCGCAGACCCUCGUCUCGCCCAAGGUCACGCCUCACUUUGAGGCCUACCGCAACGGCGCGCCCCACAUGGGCUGCGUCCGGAUCUCGGGCGCAACCAUCCCUGCGCUCCUCGACGAUGCCACAUCCAAGCUGCAUUUGCUCUCAGCGGCGCGGUACAUCUACGACGGCGAUGGAUUCGUGGUCACUGACGAGCACGGAUCCGGCGUCGACCUCUACGCGUCGGCCAAGUCCAAGACGGUGCUCGACGUCGGCUUUGGCGCCAAGGUCUACAUCUCGUGUGGCGAGCCGUUCCGCGACCCACGGGCCAAAGUCGCCGACCACAAGGUCCACAUCAGGGAGCUGCCUGCUGACUCGCGGCUCCUGCCCAAGCAGGUCAAGUACGCCAUGGUCUCGCGGCUCGGUCUGGCGCUCGGCCUCGACAACCGACCGGUCCGGGUCAUCGCCGACUCGAUCAAGGCGCUCAAGCUCGAGGCCCGCACAAAGUUUGAGCUCGCCCACCCUGUUCGGCGCAUCUUUACCGAAGACGGUACAAUUGUCGUCGAUGCCUUGCCGAAGACCAGGUCGUCCGACGACCACUCCUCCGCGCCUGAGCGUGACCAUGGGCACGAGGCGGUUGAGAGUGAGGAGGCCACCCCGGUCGACGCCUCCUCGACGUUUGUGACUCAGACCGAGGACGCUGUCGCGUCCAACGACGACGAUGCCGCGAGCAUCAAGUCGGCGAACUCCUCCUCGUCGUCGUCGUCGUCAGCAGCAGCAGCAGCAGGAGGAGCAGCGGAUAUGCCCACCGUUCCCGCCGACGCCGACACUGCUGACGGUGCCGUAGCUUCUGGCGGAGAAGAAGACAGGCCCGAGUACGUGCUGUUCUCUGAGCUGCCAAAUGGGGUGCAUCUCUUGGUCUCGAUGCGCGAGCAGUUUGAAGAGCAGCGGUCGAUGGAGGACAUCCGCGAGUUGUCCGCCGACUCCCGACUUGUACCGGAGCCGGUCAAGCGUGUCUUUGUUCUGCCAAACGGCGAGAACGUCAUGCGGCGUGGGAUCUACGUCACUGGACGCAAGGUAUACGAGCUACUGGCAUCGUGCCAGGCGAGGUUUCACAUGCAAGGGCGGGCGCGCAAGCUCUACACGUCGACGGGAGACAUUGUGGUUGACUCGCUCGAGUACGGGGUCGAGGAGCCACCGCAGGCCAAGCUCAUCGAGCUCGCGCCCGUUGUCCGGCACGUCGGCUCGGACAUUCGGGUGGUGCCGGAGCCCGAAGCGCGAGCGCCGCUGACGACAACCGAUGCGCACCGGCGCGGGCGCCGGGCCAACGCGGUGCACGCGGCGCGGGUGGCCAAGCAGGCCUCGCCCGAGGCCAAGGGCGAGAAGAAGGCGCGCCUCGCGCACGAUCGCCCUCCCAAGCCCAACCCGUACCCGGUGGAAAAUUGUGUGGAGCUCGACUCGCUAGCCAACGAGACUGUCCUCUGGGUCUCGCAUGGGCCCAAGUUCUCGGCGACGACGCUUGGCGCGGCCAAAGACGCGCGCGAAGAUAUCCCGCCCAUCCCGCCGCACUCGCGACUGCUGACCAAGAAGGCUGCGCGAGUCAACGUCUACAAGAACGGCUGGUAUGACUCGGGCAAGAUGAUCGUGGCAUCGAACCUGGACGAAUUGUUUGCGCGGGCGACCGAGGCGCACGCGUUGCAUGCCCGCGCGCGCGCUCUCUACACCCUCGAAGGCGUGCAGAUCCGAGACAUGGCCGCACUCGAGCCGGACAUGGAAGUGGUGGUGACGACAGGUGAGCCGAUGAAGGCCCGCAAGUAAAAUCAGACAUAGGAG